CAAUAAUGGAGGAGGAUAAUCUUGUAUGUGAACUUGAGACCUGUCUCUUUACCUUAGCAGUCGUUUAGAUGCCUAUAUAUGAUUUAAGUGGUAAAUGAUUUACGCUGAGGGAAGCGAAUUUUGUGGCGGAUAGCUUAGCUAAAUGGGGGAGCGAAUCCCAAAAUCUCCUGAUUCUUCAAGAGGUGAGAGAUUUGCCCCAUCUUAUUAGGGGCACCUCUUACUGGAGCUGGGUUCCCUUCGUUUAGGCUGACUUCUAUAAUUAGCAUAUGAUAGGAGUGGCCUUUUAGCCUUUUCUGAUGUCUGAGGGUCCCUCCCAAAAUUUGGAACAAGGAAUGGCAGUAGUUGUAUCCACCCUUCUUCAAAUGGUUAUCGAAAAACUAGCCUCCCCAAUCCUAGAACGGUGUGGAUUGUUGUGGGAUAUUGAUGAGGAGAUGGAAAAUCUAAGGAGUAAGUUAUCGACGAUACAAGCUGUGCUUGAAGAUGUGGAGGAGCAGCAAGUAAAGGACAAGGCACUGCAGAUUUGGCUGGGAAAGCUUAAAGACUUGGCUUCUGAUGCAGAUAACAUAUUGAAUGAAUUCCCAACAGAAGCAAAACGCAGAAAGGUAGAGAUUUCAGGGCGCAUUACGAAGGUAUGCAACUUCUUUUCGCCUUCCAAAAUAAAUUUGGGGAAUAAGAUAAAGGAAAUCGGACAGAGAUUAGAUGAGAUUGCUGGGGAGAGGUCCAAAUUCCAUUUGAGAUAGGAAGGACGGGCAUUGGAGAUAAGAGGACAAGAGCAAACUGACUCAUUUGUAACCGAAUCGGAAGUUUAUGGAAGGGAGGAAGAUAAGAAAAAGGCAAUGGAAUUACUGAUCAGCGAGGAUAGCCGAGAGGAUGUUACAGUCAUCCCCAUAGUCCGUUUGAAGGGUCUUGGGAAGACCACACUUGCUCAAUUGGCUUACAAUGACAAGACGGUAGCAAAGUAUUUCGAGCUAAGAAUUUGGGUCUGUGUAUCGGAUGAUUUUAAUGCGCAGAGGCUAACAAAAGAAAUUUUAGUCUCUAUUACCAAUAGUAAUUGGGAUCUUGAAAUUUUGGAUUUACUACAAUGUCACCUUCGAAAAAAGCUGAGUGGGAAGAAGUUUUUACUUGUGUUGGAUGAUGUAUCGAAUGAAAAUCUCGAGAAGUGGGGUCAAUUGAAACAAUUUCUCAGAGGUGGUGAUAGGGGUAGUAAGAUCAUAGUAACUACCUGUGGUGAAAAAGUUGCUUCAGUCAUGGGCACCCUCCCUUCACACCAUUUGCCAAGAUUAUUAGAAGAUGAUUGUUGGUCUGUGUUCAAGCAACAAGCAUUUGGGCAAGGACGACAAGAACAUCCAAACCUUGUAAUUCUUGGAAAGGAAAUUGUAAAGAAGUGAGAGGGUGUCCCUUUGGCGGCAAAGAUGCUUGGAAUCAUGAUGCACUUUAAAGCAGAGGAAAGAGAGUGGUUGCUUGUCAAAGAAAGUGAAAUUUGGAAUAAACUGUUGGAGGGUGAUUGUACAAACAUUAUGCAUAUAUGAGAAUCCAAGCUGCCUGAUUUUCUCUGUUGAAUGUGGACUAUUGGCUGAUUUUUGUCACCCCCCUUUUGCUUGAAGACUGUUACUUGGAAGAAUGGGAUUAUCUAAUUGAUGUGACAUUUAUACAGUUGCAUGUCAACCAUAGGAUAGAGCAUGGAUGUUUUUCAUGGCUUGCAAGUUCAUCAGCUGCUAGGCUUCCCAAAUAGGUUUCAGGAAGCAACGGUCACUUGCUUUUUGUAGUUGUAUCCUUCUGUUGAGUUAGAAAUGUAUAAAUGAAUGUCUACUAGAAGGAGAGGUUGUAUUUAUUUAAGAAAGCAUGUAAAAUGGAUAUUUAGUCUAAUUGUUAUGCUUGUUACAAGUACUGAUAUGGAUUUUAUGUACUAUAUUUAUGUUAAGGAAUUAAUCAGCCAUUGUAUUGA
Messenger RNA from Magnolia sinica, 1945 nucleotides. Its product is annotated as putative disease resistance protein RGA4. Bases 297 to 740 code for a protein of 147 amino acids. The transcript has 2 exons. The record is from RefSeq and is a predicted model, not a curated record. Lineage: Eukaryota; Viridiplantae; Streptophyta; Magnoliopsida; Magnoliales; Magnoliaceae.